AUGCCUAGUAUUCUACUCAUCAGUCCUUCAAACGAGAUUCUACUCCUUCACCGAGUCCGAACCUCUUCCUCAUUUGCAUCUGCACACGUCUUCCCGGGAGGUAAUCUGUCAACCUCCCAAGAUGGCGAGAUACCUGCUCCCAACGAUCCAAGGCGACAUGUCGAUGGCUUGGCGUAUAGAAUGGGAGCUAUAAGGGAAUGCUUUGAAGAGAGUGGGAUAUUACUUGCUAGACGGAAUGAUGGGAGCUCUGAUCUGCUAGAUGUAGAAGAAAGCGUAAGAGAGCAGGCGAGAAAGGACAUUCACUCCGGGCAAGUAAACUUUGGAGACUGGGUGAAGGAGAUGGGCGGGACUGUUGAUACAGAAUCAUUAAUACCCUUCACCCGCUGGAUAACCCCAACCAAUCUCCCGAAGCGCUUCACGACUCAAAUGUACAUAUACUUUCUCCCCUUAACCCAGACAUCCCGCACCACAAACGUCCCCUCGAAAACCGUAAUCCCAACCCCUACUUCCGACGGAGGACUCGAACACACCGCCGCUUUAUUCGCUCCCUGCAGCACCUGGCUCUCACAAGCAAGGCGAGAUGAAGUGAUAUUAUUCCCGCCACAAUAUUACCUCAUGUCACUAUUGUCUCCAUUUCUGAACCCCUCGCCUUUCUUGCCCGAAGAAGAAUUGCAGACGCAGAGAGAUAAAGUCUUGGGAUUCGUCAAGGGAGAUGGAGGGGAUGGGAAGGGCAUCCCUUGGGCGGAUAAAGUCAUGUCGCCAAUUGGGAUAUUGAUGCGGAAGAGUGAUAGGAGGAGUGUGUUGGGACUUGAGAAGCCAGGUCCUGAAUUGAAGGGGGCUGGAAGAGGGGGAGACGAGAAGAGGGUUGUGCUGGUCAAAUUUAGUAAAGACGGACCGAGAAAUGUAGAGGUUAGAGAGAGGGUUGAGAUCUUGGCUGAAGAGAAGGAAUUUCAGAAGAAGAAUCCGGCCGAGAAGUUAUAG
Messenger RNA from Mollisia scopiformis, 981 nucleotides. RefSeq lists its product as uncharacterized. The transcript has 2 exons. The record is from RefSeq and is a predicted model, not a curated record. The coding region runs from base 1 to 981 and encodes 326 amino acids. Lineage: Eukaryota; Fungi; Ascomycota; Leotiomycetes; Helotiales; Mollisiaceae. Gene Ontology annotation, molecular function: hydrolase activity, acting on acid anhydrides, in phosphorus-containing anhydrides. Gene Ontology annotation, cellular component: mitochondrion.